UUGAGCACGGAGGGACAUUUCCACAAGACUUAGGCUGGCACUCGCUCCCGUCUCCGCCCCCUGCAUGGGGAGGGGCCGGCGGCCCGGGCAAUGGGCAAUGCCAGCGAGUCACCUUUAGGGAAGUGCCUUUUUCCUCCUCAAAACAGACGUAAACAGUAUGUCCACCUGGGAUUCAACCCUGGCUGCACAUCACGGGGCCUUUAAAAGUGAUGUUGGUGGCCAGGGUCUGCUGUUGACCGCUGAAACGAAAAUCUCUGGGAAGUAGAGUCAUCGAUGCAUGUUUGAAAAAAUGCAGGCCUCCUUGAGCCUCAGACCUGGACAGAAGCUUCUCCCCGUCAGAACUCAUCAGGCACUGGAGUUUAUAAUCCCCGGCCCAGAGCUGUGCCCAGCAGACAAGCACGUUCGGUGCACCCGAGGGGCUGCAGCCCAACAUCCCGGGUGCGUGCCAGUUCCCGCCAGCGCUCCGGCUGUAUUCCCUCAGCGUCUCCUCCGGCUGGGUCAGCUGCAAAGCUGUGCUUAUCCGCUCUUCCACCAGGUGGAAAGAGAAAACGGUGCCACCUGCAGACUGAAGCCACAGCCAGGCCUUGCCUUGUCCAUGCCCAGCUCCACCUCAGCACCCUCUUCCACCAGCCUGUUGGACUUCUUGUCCCUCGUCAGCCCCGCAAGGGUGAACAUUCUCCGCUUGAGGCACCCUCCCUCCUCCCCUGAGAUGAUGUGGUGUAGUCAUGUAGCUCGAACUGCCAUGCACAUACUGGGGAUUCAUUUGUGUCUUCAACCCAGAUCCUUCACGACUUCCUGGAGCCAUCUUUGUGGCAGGAUGCAUGGUGGGCCAGUGACAAUUCAAACUCAAGUCAGCCACAGCUGCAUCCGACCACCCCGCUCCACCCUCACACGGUCUACCUCCCGUAGCCCUGAUCCGCACGGAGCCAGUUCCUUGUAAUAAAUCCCUUGAGCGCAUCCAUAUCAAGAGAACCUGCUUACUCUCCUUGUACCCCUUGUUCUUUUUCCCUGGUUGAACACGGGCACUACUUUCUUCUCUUCUUUCACCUCAGCAAACUGAGUUAAUUCUCUUUCCCAAAUUUUCCUGAUUUACUCCCUCCUUCCCAUGAACACUGUCGCAGUGUUAGUUCAAGCUGUCUUCUCUUGCUUGGUGUGUGCAAAACAAGCGAACUGGUUCCCCUGUCUCGGUUCUCGCACCAACUCACCGUCAGGCUUAGUGCUGUGGAUCACAAGCUUCUCUGAUGACAGAACGUUCGAGAUGUGCUUGGCCCUGCACAACAGCCUCUAGCUGUGUACGUAGCAGCGCAGUUCUAGACCACCAGGGUUAUUCCAAAA
Molecule: messenger RNA, 1335 nt
Organism: Chinchilla lanigera (long-tailed chinchilla)
Lineage: Eukaryota; Metazoa; Chordata; Mammalia; Rodentia; Chinchillidae
Exons: 2
Coding region: 278-940 (220 amino acids)
Source: RefSeq, a predicted model, not a curated record